Molecule: messenger RNA, 1667 nt
Organism: Phragmites australis (common reed)
Lineage: Eukaryota; Viridiplantae; Streptophyta; Magnoliopsida; Poales; Poaceae
Product: MDIS1-interacting receptor like kinase 1-like
Exons: 2
Coding region: 63-1277 (404 amino acids)
Biological process (GO): protein phosphorylation
Molecular function (GO): ATP binding; protein kinase activity
Source: RefSeq, a predicted model, not a curated record
CUCUUCACAGGGCGCUACCGGCCGGCCGGCCGCCCGCUACCAGCGGCGUGGCCAACCUGGAGAUGCUUGAGCUGAGUGCGAGCCCUUUUCUGCCGGCUGCGCCGGUGGCCGUGGAGCUGGUCCAGCCGAGGAAGCUGUUGGCCCUGCAGUCGUCGGGUAUGAGGCUUGCCGGUGGCGAGGUCUCCGUCGGCUUGUUGACAAGCUUCGUACUCAUGACACUACUUUGCGGCGCUGGUGUCGUCGGCAUCUGUGUCCUGGGUUGGCUACUGUUCCGGCGCCGCAGGGGCGUGACUGCUCUCGAGUUCAGUGAGCAGGACAUAGACAACAUACUCAACAACCUUCGUGACAACAAUGUGAUCGGUAGCAGUGCGACAGGAGAACUACUGUACCGAGUCACUAUUCAGGACAGUGGUGGCAGCGGCCGCUCCAGGACGGUAACCGUGAAGAAGUUGGAGAACGAGAUUGGAACCGUGGAUGCCGAUCUCGAGAGCCGGUGCCAGUCCGAGGUGAACAAGCUGGGCGUCAUUCGUCACGACAACAUCAUCAGACUUGUAUAUUAUUGUAUCCGGAGGGACAGCAUGAUCCUGCUCUUGUACGAGCACAUGGAGAACGGCAGCCUUGACGAAUGGUUGCCGCACCAGGCCCCGGAGGCCGGCUGGCGGCGGCGCCCGCCGUUGGGCUGGCCGGCACGGCGGGCCAUCGCCAUCGGCGUGGCAAGAGGACUCUGCCACUUGCACCACGGAUGCAACAUGCCGAUUGUCCACCGCAGCAUCAAGCCGAGCAACAUCUUGCUUGACGGCGACCUCAAAGCCAAGAUCGCUGGGUUCGACCUUGCGCAGAUCAAUCCUGGACUCAACCAACCAUUGCCAAACUCGGAACUUCCUGCCGGUGUCUUGGGGUACACGGCUCCAGAAUAUGCGACCAUGCCAAGCGAGGUGGACGAGAAGGUGGACGUGUACAGCUUCGGCGUGGUGCUGCUGGAGCUCGUCACGGGGAGACUGGCCAACGGACCAGGUGCGGACGGCCACUUGGCUACUUGGGCACAGAAACACCACAACAAACUGAUGUCUGGAGAGCACGUAGAGUUCAGGAAUGCUGUCGACAUGGAUAUACCAGAUCGGGCGCGACACUUGAAGCAGAUGGCGGCCGUGUUCAAGCUCGGCGUGGAUUGCACUGUCACGGACCCUCGGGAGAGGCCGUCUAUGCGUACGGUGCUGGCCCGCCUCCGCAGCUCUGGUUUGCUGCGGGGCCUGGGGCAAUGCGUUAGCGUGUCCUGAAGACCUGAACAACGACUGCGAGGACACUACUAAGCCACGCUAUACAAUGCGUUAGCUUGUCCUGAUAAAAGAUUAUUAAGAUAAAAUAUUAUAGCGAUAUUUGUUACGUUAUUAAUAUAGAUCAUCUUGUUAAUUAUAUAAAAAAUGUAAAAAAAUUAUUAUUAUGAAUCUACUAUUAAAGACAAAUCUAGAUGUACUAUUUCACAAGUUCAAUCAAAAUAUUCAGAAGAUUAUCGAUGAUUGAAGUUUAAAUGCAUUGACUGUCUGUAACUCAAAACAACACUCUUUUGUAUCUGCAGAAAGUAGUUUAGAAUAAAAAAAAGCUUGUAUACUUUCAGACAACCAACUUCGAGCUGAACAUCUUAAAGGCUGCCACGAUAUUAUCGUACU